This is a messenger RNA of Erigeron canadensis, 1665 nucleotides long. RefSeq names its product V-type proton ATPase subunit H. The record is from RefSeq and is a predicted model, not a curated record. The coding region runs from base 114 to 1469 and encodes 451 amino acids. Gene Ontology annotation, cellular component: vacuolar proton-transporting V-type ATPase, V1 domain. The transcript has 11 exons. Gene Ontology annotation, biological process: proton transmembrane transport. NCBI's taxonomy places the organism in Eukaryota, Viridiplantae, Streptophyta, Magnoliopsida, Asterales, Asteraceae. Gene Ontology annotation, molecular function: proton-transporting ATPase activity, rotational mechanism; protein binding; heme binding.
UUCUUUAUUGACCCUGUUUGUUUUGUGGCGAACAAAUUAACGACCUUUUACCCCCAAAUCCAAUCUCUGAUCUCAAUCAAACUCCACACACACAUUAAAUCAAAAUCUCAAAAAUGCCGCCGAUGGAUCAAGCCGAGCUCAAUUCCGAUCAGGUUUUGAGGAGGGAUAUCCCAUGGGAGACCUACAUGAACACUAAGUUAAUCACCACAACUGCUUUUCAGCGUCUAAGGCGUUACGACAAAAAGUCCGAAAUUGACCGCACACCCUUGUUAGAGAAUGAUGGUCCAUCUUACAUCCGUGUAUUUAUUAGCAUCUUGCGUGACAUACAGAAAGAGGAUACAGUCGAAUAUGUUUUGGCUUUAAUUGAUGAUAUGCUUACAGCAAAUCCCAAAAGAGCAAAGUUGUUUCAUGACAAGUCUCUCGCAGAUGAAGAUAUCUAUGAACCUUUCCUGAGAUUGCUAUGGAAAGGUAGCUGGUUCAUACAGGAGAAGAGCUCUAAGAUACUUACAUUGGUCGUGAGUGCUAGGUCCAAGCAGAAUGGCCUGACUUUAAAUGGGGAUUCAAAGAAGAAAAUCACCUCAAGUGAUGACGUUUUGAAAGGAUUAGUGGAAUGGUUUUGUCUUCAGCUUAAAAAGCCUUCCCACCCCAGUCGUAGUAUUCCAGCUUCGGUCAACAGCCUAGCAACAUUGUUGAAGGAACCUGUUGUUAGGUCAUCAUUUGUUCAAGCAGAUGGAGUUAAGCUGCUUGUGCCUCUCAUUGCUCCCGCAUCCACUCAGCAGUCGAUUCAGCUUCUCUAUGAAACAUGCCUCUGUGUUUGGCUAUUGUCCUACUAUGAACCUGCAAUUGAGUACUUGGCUACAUCUAGAGCCCUGCCACGGUUGUUGGAGGUCGUCAAAGGUUCAACCAAAGAAAAGGUUGUGAGAUUGAUAGUGUUGACUUUCAAAAACUUGCUUUCGAAGGGGAGUUUUGGAGCUCAGAUGGUAGAUCUUGGACUUCCACAUAUUGUUCAAAGUUUAAAAGCACAAGCAUGGAGUGACGAGGACCUCUUGGAUGCUUUAAAUCAUCUAGAAGAAGGGCUGAAAGAUAACAUCAAGAAAUUGAGUUCUUUUGACAAGUAUAAACAGGAAGUCCUUCUUGGUCAUCUUGAUUGGUCUCCAAUGCAUAAAGAUGCUAUAUUCUGGAGAGAUAAUAUUACAAACUUUGAAGAGAACGAUUUCCAGACUCUACGAGUCCUGCUUACGAUAUUGGAAACAUCAAGUGAUCCAAGGGCAUUGGCCGUUGCUUGCUUUGAUCUGUCCCAGUUUAUUCAAUACCAUCCUGCAGGCCGGGUCAUAGUCACCGACCUCAAAGCAAAGGAGCGAGUCAUGAAACUAAUGAAUCAUGAGAAUGCCGAGGUUACCAAAAACGCCUUACUCUGUAUCCAAAGGCUUUUCCUUGGUGCCAAGUAUGCAAGCUUUUUGCAGGUGUAAUAUAUGUUGCUAAAGGAGAACUUUUGGAUCGGAUCUUAAUACAAAGUGUAUGCUUCCCUUGGGACCCCCUCUGUUAAGCCUGUUUUUAUUUGUUUAAUGGUUUCUUUUUUUGAAUAAAAGUUGAUGUCUGUAUUUUUUAUGCUGUUCAAGGAUGGUUUAUUAAAAUAAUAAGAAAGUUGAGAGCUAUUCAUAUUUA